Messenger RNA from Corythoichthys intestinalis (scribbled pipefish), 4892 nucleotides. It is a transcript of the gene fig4a, whose product is annotated as FIG4 phosphoinositide 5-phosphatase a. The coding region runs from base 381 to 3113 and encodes 910 amino acids. Gene Ontology annotation, molecular function: phosphatidylinositol-3,5-bisphosphate 5-phosphatase activity. Lineage: Eukaryota; Metazoa; Chordata; Actinopteri; Syngnathiformes; Syngnathidae. Gene Ontology annotation, biological process: phosphatidylinositol dephosphorylation. The transcript is spliced from 24 exons. The record is from RefSeq and is a predicted model, not a curated record. Gene Ontology annotation, cellular component: intracellular membrane-bounded organelle.
AAUUAAUGGAAUUUCAACAUAUAAUAUUUAACAAAUGACAUAUUUUGAUAAAUAUACGGCAAUUCUUUUGCUCAAAAAUGAGCGCGAAAUUGAUUGUUUUGUGCUUCACCGGAUGCCGUACUAAUGUCUUCCGGGUUCAUAACAGUCACGUGACUUAAACAAAUUCAUAUCACAUGCUUCCAUAUGCUGAAAAACACACCGACGUAUUAGAAUGGCUUUAUACAUAUGUCGUUUAAUUUGAACAUUUUAUCAUUUAUAUCAGAUACUUCUGGGUGGAAAUGUAUAUGAAUCCUGCCUGUUAAGCAAAGUGGCUGUCACUGCUCGCCGCUUUGUCAAUUUAUCGUUUUUCUGUUUUUUGAGUUCCGACGUUGUGAGCAAACAUGCCUCAGUCAGCAGCUGUCAUCAGUGGGCUUCAAAAGAUGGUUCUGUACGAGACCAGAGCUAGGUAUUUUUUGGUGGGGAGCAAUCAGGCUCAGACCAAACACAGAGUGCUGAAGAUUGACCGCACGGAACCUAAGGACUUGGUCAUUAUUGACGAUAAGCAUGUGUACAACCAGCAAGAGGUGCGCGAGUUGCUCGGUCGCCUGGACUUGGGAAACCGCACAAAGAUCGCCCAGAAGGGUCCGUCGGGCCUGUCCAGGGCCGUGUCAGCCGUCGGAAUCGUGGGCUUUGUACGCUUCCUUGAGGGCUACUACAUGGUGUUGAUCACCAAACGCAGAAAAAUGGCUGACAUCGGCGGUCAUUCCAUUUAUAAAAUUGAGGACACCACUAUGAUUUACAUCCCUAAUGACUCUGUCCGGGUGGCCCACCCUGAUGAAGCCAGAUAUGUGAGAGUUUUUCAAACCAUGGACCUCUCCAGCAACUUUUACUUCAGCUAUAGUUACGACCUAAGCCACUCGCUGCAGCACAACCUGACGUUGCUACGGAGGCCUUAUGAACUGUGGUCGUCGUCGGCCUCUAACGCUGAAGAUGAAGUAAACACCCGGAACAAGCAGGACAGCUUCGAUAUAUUUGAAGACGAGGGCUUGCCCACGCAAGUGGUUUAUGGCGUGCGUGCUGAGCCAUACUACAAGUACGUUUGGAACGGGAACUUGUUGGAGCGGGUUAAGGACAUCGUACACCCUGACUGGCUCAUGUAUAUCAUCCACGGAUUUUGUGGACAGUCCAAGCUCCUGAUCUACGGUCGCCCGGUGCACAUCACCCUCAUCGCCAGGCGCUCGAGCAAAUUUGCAGGAACCCGCUUCCUGAAAAGAGGAGCCAACUGCGAGGGGGACGUUGCAAAUGAAGUGGAGACCGAGCAGAUUGUCCACGACGCCUCUGUGAUGUCGUUCACGGUGGGAAGUUACUCAUCGUACGUCCAAACGCGAGGCUCAGUCCCACUCUACUGGUCGCAGGACAUUUCCACCAUGAUGCCCAAGCCCCCAAUUCGAUUGGACCAAGCAGACCCAUAUGCACAUGUCGCCGGUUUGCAUUUCGACCAGAUGCUACAGCGAUUUGGAUCACCCAUUAUCAUCCUGAACUUGGUUAAGAAACGAGAAAAAAGGAAACAUGAGAAAAUUCUGAGUGAGGAGCUCUAUCCCGCCGUGCUCAACCUCAACCAGUUCCUGCCACCGCAGCAUGGCAUCGAAUACAUUGCGUGGGACAUGGCCCGCUACACCAAAAGUAAACUCUGCAAUGUCCUGGACCGUCUUAGCAUGAUUGCGGAAAAUGUGGUGAAGCGAACCGGCUUUUUCGUCAACCGUCCAGACUUGUACUGUCAUACCCUCCACCCGGAUGAAAGAUGGGGAGACUUGGGUGGAAGCAUUUCAGCCAGCGGACGAGUACAGACCGGUGUUCUCAGGACCAACUGUGUGGACUGUCUGGACCGAACCAACACCGCCCAGUUCAUGGUAGGCAAGUGUGCACUUGCCUAUCAACUCUACGCACUGGGAAUGACUGACAAGCCCAAGCUCCAGUUUGACACCGACUGCGUGAGGUUGUUCGAGGAGUUGUACGAGGACCAUGGGGACACGCUAUCGCUGCAGUACGGCGGCUCACAGCUGGUGCACAGGGUCAAGACCUAUCGGAAGAUUGCGCCAUGGACUCAGCACUCCAAAGACAUCAUGCAGACGCUUUCGCGCUACUACAGCAACGCCUUCUCUGAUGCGGAUCGACAGGACGCCAUCAAUUUAUUUCUCCAAGUCUACCAGCCAGCAGAGAGCCGCCCACACUUAUGGGACCUUCCCACUGACUUCUACCUGCAUCAGAAGAGCACAAUGGCCCUCCCGAUGGACAGACGCAGUUACACACUGUGGUGGUCAGAGGGAGUCCUGUCCUACCUGCCUAUCGCCUAUGAUGAAGUCCCAUGUGAUGAAACCAUGAAGAAGUUGAAAGUCAAGCGAGUAAACCGCUUCGACGAGACCAUCGACAUCUACACGGAGUUCUUCCGACCCUAUGAGCUCACCUCCUUCGACGACACCUUCUGCAAAGCCAUGACCAACUCGGCCAGGGAGUUCAUGCCUAAAACAGUGGGAGUGGAUCCCAGCCCGUUCACGGUCCGCAAACCGGAGGAGACUGCGAAAUCAGUGCUGGGCAACAAGAGCAGCAAGGAGGAGACGCUGGUCCAGCGGAAGACAGCGGCCAGCGCGCCCCCUCCGCCUAGCGAGGAGGCAAUUUCUAGCUCAUCGGAGGACGACUCUGAGGAGGACCGUGAGGACGACGCCUCCGUCUCGCAGCGCUCCACCCCGGUUAAACUUUGGCUGGAAACUGGAGAGAGUGGCCGGGCGCCAGAGGAGACCCACCAUCAAGCUUUCAAGGAACCCUAUGGACUUAAUCUGGCCGAAUUCCCUGCUGAGCAAGACCUGUUCAUCUACAACCGGUUUGCGCGACUGGGAGAGAGCCAGCAGCGGCGAACAGCGAGGAGUGAGCACCUCCACUUGGCAAACAUCAUCAGCUUAGAACCGGUUUCCCGCUUCCCCGAGGACAGCGUGUACGCCGCGUCACCACCGCAAGUGGACCGUGACAGCCGAGACGUCUUCGAGAGCCACGUGAUGGCGGCCUACGGUCAAGUGAGGCACCUGUGCCGCGACGACAUGUUGAUGUACAGGGAGUACGUCAAGAACAGAUACAUGUGAUGGAUAUUUAUUUUUUGAAUCCAAAGACACUUUCUUAUGGAUCAUGAGUCAUGUGGAUGAUGUUAUUUUUAGGAUUUUUAUUACUCCCAUUCAUAUUUAUUGAAACCCACGCAUAUGCCUUUUUAGGUGCUUUUAUUUUGAAGAAAUGCUAUGAAAUCGAUUGAUUUAAGAUGACUAAAGUGAGGAGUAAAGACUGUUUGAAGCUGUGAAAUCAAUUGAAUUCAAUUGAAAACGCUCUAUCCAAACAGCCACAGAUCUUCAGAUUAUAUGUCUGCAAAUAUUGCUUUAUUAUCUAUGUGUACGUAAAAUAUAAGGAACAUCAUUUAGAACCUUAAAAGUUUUUUUCCACUGCUGUAUGACAUUUCUGCAAGCUAUUUGCAUGUGAACGUACCACGAAUGAUCUUUGAAGCAGACUUUGAAAGUUUGAUCAUGAUGAUUCAAUUAUGUUUGCUUUUAUUUCAUGUUAUAAAAAUGAACUUGUCUAUGCACAUAUUUUCCGUUGGAUUUUGUAUGUUGGAUAUGAACCGUCUCGCGUGUGAAUGUGCGAAAGCGUCAUGCUGCCACAUCAGGAGGUUGGUUUUUUUUUCGUUAUGUGAUGAAUUUCGUGUUUUAAUUCCUUAAAUUUCGCAGUUAAAUGUGUCACGUUUUAACCUGUUUAAUUUUUCAUUACGAUUUCAUGUUUCAAUGUGAUUUCACGAUUGAAUUUUACGUUUAAUCGGGUUUCACGGUUUAACAAUUUUCAUGUUUUGGCGUGCUAAAUUUCUUCUUAUAACGUGAUAAUUUUCCUAUUUCAUCGAGCACACUGAUCAAUUCCGCCUUUAUUCACGUUUUAAUAUGAUGAAUUUCACUUUGUAUGGUGUAAGGUUCUACACUAUGACGUGAAAAGUUUAAUGAUUAAUGAUCAUGUUCAUAUGUUAGCGUUAGUGUUGUUCCGAUCAUGUUUUUUUGCUCCCGAUCUGAUCCCGAUCGUUUUAGUUUGAUUAUCUGCCGAUCCCGAUAUUUCCCGAUCCGAUUGCAUUUUUUUUCUUCCCGAUUCAAUUCCAAUCAUUCUCCGAUAAUUUUUCCUGAUCAAAUACAUUUUGGCAAUGCAUUAAGAAAAAAAUGAAUAAAACUCGGACGAAUAUAUACAUUCAACAUACAGUACAUAAGUACUGUAUUUGUUUAUUAUGACAAUAAAUCCUCAAGAUGGCAUUUACAUUAUUAACAUUCUUUCUGUGAGAGGGAUCCACGGCUAGAAAGACUUGUAAUUCUUAAAGGAUAAAUGUGACUUUGUAUAUUGUGACUAAAUAUUACCAUCUAGUGUAUUUGUUGAGCUUUCAGUAAAUGAUACUGUGGCCAUUUAACUUCUGCCCAAAUGCAUGAUGGGAAGUGCAACCAUGACUGUGCGUCGUGAUACCAAUUGAUAUAUCUUCUCUGCGUUGGGAAAUAACAAAGGGGGUUAAGAAAAAGAUCAACUACUACCUUUCUUCCCCACAUUGCUUCCCACGAUUAUUCUAAUCAUUGGGAGAGGGAUUGUAAGGCUUUAGCCAUUUAAGAAAAAGGCUCCAAAGGCUGACAAAAUUCACUCUACUCAUUUUACACUACCUUUUAGCUCUAUAUACUGUAUGGUUAAAACGGCGCCAUUAUAGCUUGAACGCGACAAUGAGUGGGUCGUACAGCGCAUGAGUUAAUUGCGUUAAUCAUUGUAACGUGAUAAAUGUAAAAAAUAUUAAUUCUCGCCCCUACCUUAAACUUAAACUAAAGACUCUGGAAGAGUGUAACACAUUAUGUCUGUAACCU